This is a messenger RNA of Contarinia nasturtii (swede midge), 3744 nucleotides long. RefSeq names its product liprin-beta-1 (gene Liprin-beta). NCBI's taxonomy places the organism in Eukaryota, Metazoa, Arthropoda, Insecta, Diptera, Cecidomyiidae. Gene Ontology annotation, cellular component: presynaptic active zone. Gene Ontology annotation, molecular function: protein binding. Gene Ontology annotation, biological process: neuromuscular junction development. The coding region runs from base 133 to 3402 and encodes 1089 amino acids. The record is from RefSeq and is a predicted model, not a curated record. The transcript has 16 exons.
AGAAGUUGUCAAUACUGUUACAACAAAAUGGAAACAUGGCACAUCAACCCGAUGCUUUUACAGCCAACAUACUAAGCACAUGGCUGAAACAACAUUCAUUACCGAAUUGUUUGGUAGGAAUAAAGCAGUAAUAUGAAACCGCCACAAAAUGAGCUCGUUGCGGAUGGAAAUAGACAGAAGCCACCACGAGCAAAAUCAGUACCAAGUACCACAUCAUCCGAUGCCUUAACAUUUAUGGGUGAUAUUGACAAUGAUAUUUCAACAUCAGCUAGUGAAUCGUAUCCACAAGAAGAGUCGAGCUCAAAUGAAGAUUCCAUUCUUUACAUUGAUCAAGAUGGUGAUGAGGUAGAUUGUAUCGAAAAAGAGAACGAAAAUGAAUCGCUACCCACGUCAGUAUCGGACAAUACAUUUUAUGAUAUUAACGGAGUUGGAAAUUUCCAGAGUAAUCGACUCUCAUGUUCAAGCCCUUAUUCAAAUUUAUCUCGAACAAUUGUUCGUAAUUAUGACGAACAAGAUGCAUACAACUUCAUCUCAGAUUGGGCAUCCACUGCGGAAGAUACAUCAUCAUUUUAUGAUGAUCAAAGUUAUAUGCGUAAAUCAAUUUAUGAUCCUGAAUUUCAAUCAAUCACCUCUAAACAAUCAAGUUGUGAUAAUUCUACAUGUUGUGAUGAGGACUUUACGUGGGUCUGUAAUCAAAAAGAGAAAGCUGUUGCAUACUCACUAAAAGGAGCUUUAAAACAUUCUCAAGGUGAUGUUGAUGAUGCCGUUAUUAAAGAUAUAAACACCACCACAAAACGUGAGAAGAUUGUAAGACCUUCGGUUAAUAUUGAACAGCGUCGUAUUCAUAGCCGAAGUCGAAAAGAACGAGAUAAUAAAAGUUGUAGUGCACAUUCGCUACAAGAAUCUUCGGCAACAUCUACAACCGAUUAUGCAUCGCCUCAACAGAUUUCCGGUGUCCAUCGCCCAAAACGAAUGGCAAACAGUGAAUCUAUUCCAAAACAUCAUAGCAAACAUCAUGUUCACUCUCAUUAUACGGCACAUCGUCCAAAAAUGCCACCUCCAAUAUUUUGGGAACGACCAUACUUUCCCAGCUGGGAUCCAAACGUACAUUAUAUAAACUAUCAUAGUCAAGAUGACAAUUAUUUUAAUGAGUUCUACAAUCAUCGGACAUCACACAAUGACUGUUGUCGAUAUGAUAGCGAUAGCAAUAUAAAUGUCAAUCAGCCGAAGUUAUUGUUACCGCCAUCUGCAUCGCCAUCAAAUUAUGGUACCUAUUGUUCAAACCGUUUUUAUACAAAACCACCACCAAUACAACAUCAGUGCUACCCAUGUAAUCGCUCUACGUCGUCAAUUGCUUUGCCAAACGCUUCGAAAUUCGAUAAGGCCGAAAUUUCGGAUGAAAGAUCACACCUUAGCGAUAAGGAGUUACUAGCACAUCAAGUACAUAUACUUACCAAACAGGUUUCGGCUCAAAAUGAAAAAAUCAACGAUUUGGAGCGACUGAUAUCUGACAAAGCGCAACAUGUUUCGAAUACCGAAGAGCUUCUUCAAAGGGAAAGAUUGUCACGUUCAUCAUUGGAAACACAAAAAUUGGAAUUGAUGUCGGCAAUGAGUGAACUUAAGCUACAACAAGCAGUACUCGAGAGAGAAAAUUUGGAGCUACGAGCAUCACAUUUCAACAAUAACACAAUCGCAACGGAUCGAAAACUGCCGCCCGUGCCAAAUGCACGAAUACGCACAAAUUCCACAUCCGGAUCAAUGACGCCACCAUCUUCAUAUCGUCGUCAAGUUGAUAUUCACUACAACAGCCUUCCACGAGCAUCAUUACCAACGACAUCCACACCCAUCCAAUCCGGAUGCAAUUCAGCCAACAGUUCAAUCAUUGAUUCAAAUGCAAAUCCAAAACGAAAUGCCGUUGCAUUCGGUAAACAACUUACAAAUCAAUACAUCCCACACUCAGCUACAAAAUCUGCUUCGAAUAUAUGUCAUCAACAAAUGGUUCUUUAUCAACAACCCAAACCGACAUCAUCAUUAUGUCACGGUUUUCAAAAACAAAAAGGAGUUUCAGUUCCGAAUUUAGCUCAAACGGAGAAAAUUAUUGAUGAUACUGAUUUGCGUCAGCAAUCCUCACCAUCGCCUUCAAUCAGCAGCAAAAGCAAGAGUUUGGGUGGUUUACGAAGUAUUUUUGGUAAAUUGAGGAGGAGCAACAGUGGAAAUCUGGAAGAAUUGCCUUUAGAUGGAAGUGAAUUCCGUCGAGGCGGUAUUCGAGCAACAGCAGGACCAAGAUUAGGAUGGAACAAUGCACCAACUACAGAUGUUCGGUUAAUAAAUGAAAGAACGAAUCCAUUCACAGAAUGGAGUGUAGAUGCUGUAUGUGCCUGGUUUGAAGAAAUGGGACUCGGAAUCUAUGACGAAGAUUUAAGAAAAUGGUUGAAAAAUGGUGGUGCCGAUCUUGUAAAUGUGUCAUCAUUUGACAUAGAAAAAGAAAUCAAUUUAAAGUCAUCGUUGCAUAGCAAAAAGAUUGUGUUAGCAUUAUCAGAAGUCACUGGCAAAGAUACGGAUGAAUUAUUUAUCAAUUCGGGGAAACUGGACACGGUUUGGGUUAUGCGUUGGUUAGAUGAUAUUGGCUUACCGCAACAUAAAGAUAAUUUUUCGAAUGCUCGUAUUGAUGGACGUAUGCUACAUAGAUUAACACUAGAAGAUUUGGCAACACUUCACGUUACAUCAUCAUUGCAUGCAGCUAGUCUUCGUCGUGCAAUACAGGUUAUGCGAGAAAAUAAAUGGAAUCCAGACUGUUUAGUUCGGCGAUCGUACAAUCAUCAGAUCGAAGACGAAAAGUAUUCCGAUUGUAAUUUAUUAAAGGAUUUGCAUUUAUGGACUGCACAUCGAGUUAUGGAAUGGUUGCGUGUUGUUAAUUUGGCCGAAUAUGCGCCAAAUUUGCGCGGCGCUGGAGUACACGGAGCACUAAUGGUAUAUGAAGAUCGUUUCACCGACGAAAUACUUGCCGAUUUGUUAAGCAUUCCAUCAACGAAAUCGUUAAUUCGACGACAUUUGUGCACCCACUUCAAAGAUUUACUCGGUCGUGAAAUCAUUCAGAACAAACGAAAAGCCGAGACAACAUUGGGCUACCAACCACUCACACUCACUUCCAAAAUAAAGACACCGAAAAAAUCACAAUUUACAUUAAAGCGGAAGAAAAACCAAAAACCUAUUGAUGAAUGGGGUGACUUACUAUGCCCAUUAGGUAAGACAUCAGGUGACCAACAGACUACUACUAAUAACACUAAUAUGACGAGUCAAAUACCAAUAGCCGGCGUCGAGGCUGUUUCUCUGGAGAAUAGUUCAAUCCAGCAUAACAACCAUAGCUAUCAACCAGAUGCGCGACUGUACCGAGAUUUAUAGCAUUUAAGAUGAGGUUUUUUGACGAAUACGAACAUAAUUCUUUAGUUUCUUAAAUUUAUUGAAAAACCAAUUUGAAAAAGUAUUCAUUUUUGUAGAAAUAUGUACAAAGAGAAUGGCUUCUUUUGAUGAAUUUUCCAAUAAAUUGUGAAGCUAAAAAAAAUCCGAAAAAAAAUAUUGGCUAUUGAUAGUUAUAUGUUACUAACAAAUCAAUAGCUCAAUUUGCCAGAAUUCUGUUCGGAAUCAUUUAAAAUUAGUUGAGAAAAGCACAAGUAACAUCCUACACAUAUGCACUGGCUUAUAAAAACAACAACAAUAAAGUUUAUUACAUUUACUGACAUUAAA